Camellia sinensis is the source of this 1634-nucleotide messenger RNA. RefSeq names its product light-inducible protein CPRF2. Gene Ontology annotation, biological process: regulation of DNA-templated transcription. Gene Ontology annotation, molecular function: DNA-binding transcription factor activity. Lineage: Eukaryota; Viridiplantae; Streptophyta; Magnoliopsida; Ericales; Theaceae. The record is from RefSeq and is a predicted model, not a curated record.
UUCAAUGGCCAACACAUACAAGUAGGCUUUUUAGCUGAAUAUACAAAACAUUUGAGAGAGAGAGAGAGAGAGAGAGAGAGAGAUGGAUAGGGUGUUUUCAGUGGACGACAUGGCCGACCAGUUUUGGUCGCCGGCGCCUGUACGUUUACCGAUGACGGCGGAGGAAGAAACGACGUCGUCGUCUUCGAAGGUACAUCCGACUAUGAUGAAUCGGAGCGAAUCUGAGUGGGCCUUCCAGAGAUUCCUUCAAGAGGCCCGGAAUAACACCACCCACAGCGAAUCCGAAUCCUCCCCUUCUGCCUCCGCCGUAGCUUCUUCGUCGGCGAUACCCGAAAACGACGUCGUCGAGAUCAAGGACCAGCCUCAGCCUCAGCCUCAGCCUCAGCCUCGGGCUCAACAUCGUCAAUCGACGAAUCAACAAACGGCGUCGUUUAAUUCGGUUGCGCCUCCGAACGUUCCGGUGGAUUCGGAGGAGUAUCAAGCCUUCCUCAAGAGCCGUCUCAAUCUGGCUUGCGCUGCUGUUGCUUUGACUCGGGCAUCUUUUGUAAAAUCUCAAGAAUCUCCUAUUGUAGCGGACAAUGGAUCACAGGCGUCCAGUACCGGACAAUUGGGAAUGCAAGCUCUUGGUGAAGGAUCUGGGUAUGGUCUACCAAAGGGACAAGAUAAGGAUGUUAUUGGACCCCUUGGAAUUCCUUCCUUGCCAGCCAUGGAAAAGAAAUCUGUGGUCCAGGUGAAGUCAACGACGAGUGGAUCAUCAAGAGAACAGUCAGAUGAUGAUGAAGCUGAAGGAGAAACAGAAACGAAUAACACAGACCCUACUGAUGCAAAACGUGUCAGGAGAAUGCUUUCUAAUAGAGAAUCAGCUAGACGCUCUAGAAGAAGAAAACAAGCCCAUUUGACUGAGCUAGAAACACAGGUUUCUCAAUUGCGGGUUGAAAACUCUUCCUUACUGAAGAGGCUUUCUGACAUAAGCCAAAAGUACAAUGAAUCAGCUGUUGACAACAGAGUUUUAAAAGCUGAUGUCGAGACAUUAAGAGCUAAGGUGAAGAUGGCUGAAGAGACAGUUAAAAGAGUGACCGGAUUGAACCCUCUGUUCCAAGCCAUGUCUGAUAUGUCCACAAUGUCCAUGCCAUCAUUUGCCGAUAGCCCUUCUGACACAUCGGCAGAUGCUGCAGUUCCCGUGCAAGACGUCCCAAACCAGCAACACUUUUAUCAAUCUGCUGCAAAUAAUAAUCAUAUGUCAAGAAUUGAAAACGAUUUCGUAGACAUUCCUUCAGCAGAAAACGAGCAGCAGAGUCCGGGGAAUAAGAUGGGUAGAACAGCUUCCAUGCAGCGAGUGGCAAGCUUGGAGCAUCUGCAGAAGCGGAUUCGUGGAGAUGCGAGCCCGUGUGGGACUCAGUGUAACGGAAAGCAGUAGCGACGACAACAGAAAAGCCCCAACUGCAUUAGAGGUUAUUAAAAGAUUAUUCUAGUUCAAUACAUCUUAUCAGUUUCUGUUGCAAGGUUUUUCUAUUCUUUUUGUUCUAAAUACAUUAUGGGGAAGAACCCAAUUUGAUACCUUUGAUUAAUUAUGUGCUGCUGAAUGAAACAGCUCGACUUUCACAUGAAUGGGACAUAAUGAUUAUUUUAUCUCC